Messenger RNA from Miscanthus lutarioriparius, 1236 nucleotides. The record is from the annotation of a GenBank genome assembly. Lineage: Eukaryota; Viridiplantae; Streptophyta; Magnoliopsida; Poales; Poaceae.
AUGGAGAACCCAACUCCCCCUCAGCAGCAGCACUUCCUGUUCGUGACUAACUCGAUGCAGGGCCACAUCAACCCAACGCGCCGCCUCGCUGGGCGCGUGAUGGCGUCGAACCCGGACGCGCGGGUCACCUUCUGCACCGCCAUCUCCGGGCACCGCCGCAUCUUCCCGUCACUGGCCUCCCGCGACGAGGAGGCCGUGGACGCCGCGGGCGUGCUGCACGCUCCCUACUCCGACGGCUUCGACGACGGGUUCAACCCGGCGGUGCACGACGCCGGCAAGUACAGGGCCCGAGCCAGCGCCGCGGGGCGCGAGACGCUGUCCGCCGUCGUGGCGCGCCUAGCCGCGCUGGGACGCCCCGUGACGUGCAUGGUGUACACUUUCCUCGUGCCGUGGGUGCCCGACGUCGCGCGCGCGCACGGCGUGCCAGCGGCGCUCUUCUGGAUCCAGCCGGCCGCCGUGCUCGCCGUGUACUACCACUACUUCCACGGCCACGACGCGGCCCUCGCCGCGUGCGCAAACGGCCUCGAUCCGGACGCCAGAGUCACCCUGCCAGGGCUGCCGCCGCUCAAGCCCGACGCGCUGCCGUCGGUCGUGUCCAUCACCUCGCCGGAGCACAGACACCACGUGGUGCUCGACAUGGUGCGCGAGCUAUUCCUGUCUCUCGACGAGCACAAGCCCAGGGUGCUCGUCAACACGUUGGACGCGCUGGAGCCUGACGCGCUCCGCGCGGUGCCGCAGCUCGAGGUCGACGCCGUCGGUCCCGUGGUGCCGCCGGACGAUGUGUCUCCGUCAUCACGCGCGGACCUGAUACACUGCCACGACGCGAAGCCGUACAUGGAGUGGCUGGAGACGAAGCCGGCGCGGACCGUGGUGUACGUGUCGUUCGGGAGCAUCCUCCCGAUAAGCAAGCGGCAGGAGGAGGAGAUGAGGAAAGGCCUCGAGGCGACCGGCCGGCCGUACCUGUGGGUGGCGCGAAAGGCCGGCAGCGGUGGUGCGCGUGCUGUCGCACCCGGCGGCGGGGUGCUUCGUGACGCACUGCGGGUGGAACUCGACGCUGGAGAGCGUGACGCGGGGCGUGCCUAUGGUGUCCGUGCCGCAGUGGACGGACCAGCCUACGGUGGCGUGGCUGGUGGACGCGUGCAUGGGCGCCGGCGUGCGCACGCGCGUGGACGGCGAGGGGGUGGUGGAGCGAGGCGAGGUGCAGCGGUGCGUGGAGAUGGUCAUGGGCGACGGUGA